CCCUUUUUUGAGCUUGUUUUGAACCAAGAGGUACACAUCAUUUUAGGCCCCUACAUAAUUACAUUCCAAAAAUCCAUUCUCGUGAGUUUUUUAUUUACGAUUUUCGCUUCCCAGUCUCCAUCUUUUUCGAUUUUUUCAUUACUUUUUUCCUCUUUUUAUUCUCUCCCUCCUGUUAUUCAUUUUUUAUUAUUAAUACCCUUUUCAUUACUUUUUCUCUAUUCACACGUCAAUGGCCGCCAAUGCAUCGGCAAUGGCUGUGCCACUUGCCAAUACCAGCAUUAGCGCCAGCACAGCCGUCAUCACCAAAACAGCAAAAUCUCCUGCGACUCCUACAACUCCAGCAACUCCCGCAACCCCAUCAACUCCGACAUCGCCAUUUGCCGUUGCAGGCAUGCGUAUAGCGCCUUCGACAAUCGCAUCAUCCAAGCACAACAUCAGCAUGUCCUCACUAAAGGAUCACAUAUUGCGAAACUCCCUCCGGCUCCCAUCACGCGUAUACAGGCGAGUAGCUGAGUACUGCGACAUGCGAACGCAGCGUCGACUAAGCCAAGUAUCUCGCAGCUGGCGGGCCCUAGUAUCGCCAUUAAUCUGGGAAACCAUUUAUAUAUACGACCACCACGACUGGACUUUGAUGGCGGCCCAUGUGCAGAAAUAUUACAGGAACUUUGUGAAGCAUUUGCAUUUUCAUAGUAGGCAUGGGAAGAGGGAGGUUCCGGAGUGGCUUGAUUUGGCGUCGGAGGUGGCCAUUAUUGGGACGUGGUUGGAGGUGGAGUGGCCUGGUCUGGAGACUUUGUCUGUGAGGUUUCUUUAUAUGGCUGUGGAUAUCCGGAUUAUUGAUUUGGCCCGGUAUAUGCCCAAUUUGAUGGCAUUGUCUGUGGAGAACUCGUAUCUGCCCUGGCGGGACGUCGCCAAGUGGGCAUUGAGCGUGCCCGGGAUGAAUGACCUGUCGAUAUCGUACACAGACAAGCUGAGCGACGGCGAUAAGCGGAGGUUCUCUCACCUUGUGGGCGACUACAACGUCCUGCAGGGCAUCAAGGGGAACGGGUUCAUGCGUAUGCGUAUGCAGUAUCAGCCGGACGAACUGGAGCUGCGAAUUGAUCGAAUUCCAGUGAAGCACAUGGAGAGGCUGGCCGAGCAGCUCCUCUUCCCUUCGUCGCUUGAGACCCUUUGCUUGGGCAUAGAAGCUGGAGACUCCUUGCCGCCACUCACAUGUUUGACUCCCCGGGCCCUGCCUAACCUCUCGCGACUCAUGCUGCGGUGCAACGCCAGUCCGCUUUCGCGCUGCGAGGUGGCGCUGGAGGAGUUUUUCAAACACGAAUGGCUGCUGCUGCGCGGGCUCAUUGUCUCUGUAUUGACCAACGAGCAGUGCCGUCGCUUGUUAACGACGUGUCCAGGGCUCGAGGUGCUUAUUGUGCAGCCUGAUUCACCGGUUGAACACCAGAUUAACAAUUCUGGGUUGGAAGCGCUCCUCAAGGGAAUGCGCAACCUGCAUCGGCUCCACAUUGUGCAGCAGAUAUCGCCGAUUGGCGAAAUGAUCAGUGAUAAUUUUAUCUGGAAGGCAACACACUACGAGCCGCCGAAAAUGUUCAGUUUGCGCAAACACCGGAGAUGGGAUAAUUGGGCGCCCAAGCUGGCCAGCAGUCCCUGGGUCUGCGCCGGACUGCAUGAUCUCAGUCUCUGCGGUUUGCUCUCGACCUUGAGGCAUUUGCAUUCCCUCAAAGUGUGCAUUCGCAGUGGCACUUCGGGCACAGUGGUUACAGCCCAUAUGUUUGAACCUUGGGGAAGACACAGUAUGCUGAGGUACUUGACCAUUGACGAUAUGCAUGAAGCAGAUUUGCCUAGGUUGCGCAAGUUGUGUGAGUAUAUGCCGUUUAUACGCCACUGCCGCAUUGUUGGUCAGAUUCCCGUUUCUGCUGCUGUUACUUCUGCUUCGGCGGCAGCUACUGCUACAGCUACUGCUAUGUCCUCUGCUGCUAUUGGGGGCUCUCACGGUGGGUUCAAUGCGGUCCAGAUACAGCAUAUUCAGAAGCAGCAGCCGCGCACUGCAUCCUUGUCAGAUUCAGCUGUCAGUCUAAAGUAAUAAAAUGGAAAACCGGUGGGAUAUGGCGGGCGUCAAAGAAUAAUAAGAAAUUCACUUCCCUCUAUUUUGACCUUUGUGCAAAAAAAGAGCCACGAGCGUCCCUCAAUUUUUAAAUUUUCGCCAGCCCCAUUUCUUCCCAGUUUUCAGUUCGCCCAUUGUUCCGUAUUUGCAUCUUGUCACCACUGUAAACAGACAACUUUGUUCCUGACAGCAACACAUACAAUAUCAUGUUUCUGGCACACGCAUUUAUUAACUUAUAUACAUACACACAAAUCACUUUUUAAACACA
Molecule: messenger RNA, 2369 nt
Organism: Kickxella alabastrina
Lineage: Eukaryota; Fungi; Kickxellomycota; Kickxellomycetes; Kickxellales; Kickxellaceae
Exons: 3
Coding region: 230-2080 (616 amino acids)
Molecular function (GO): protein binding
Source: RefSeq, a predicted model, not a curated record